Messenger RNA from Penicillium daleae, 4311 nucleotides. RefSeq names its product RNA helicase aquarius. NCBI's taxonomy places the organism in Eukaryota, Fungi, Ascomycota, Eurotiomycetes, Eurotiales, Aspergillaceae. The record is from RefSeq and is a predicted model, not a curated record. The transcript has 4 exons. Gene Ontology annotation, biological process: mRNA splicing, via spliceosome. Gene Ontology annotation, molecular function: mRNA binding; helicase activity. The annotation marks the transcript as partial. Gene Ontology annotation, cellular component: catalytic step 2 spliceosome.
CAAGCUUCACUUGGAAGUUCCCGACGUGCGCAGAUCCACACCGCGCCUUCGACCGCCCCCAGUCUUUCAGGAUCAGGGACAAGUGCUGUGAUGGCGCAUAGUCUGGAGUCCCGGCCGACCGUGGUGGAUUUCCGCGAGGACAACCCUUGGGUGAAGCUGGCCCAGGCACAGUGGUCCGAUGCAAAGAAGGUCCGCAAGGUCAAGCCUGCGGUGAUUAAACAGCAAUUAUGGGAUCCUUUGGAAGCGGAAGGCUUCACCAAUCGCUCGCUGUUGAUCUUGGAAAACCUGAAUGUUCUGGAAAAGUUCCUUUGGCCGACGUACACCGAGGAUGCCUCGAAUCAUCACGUUCUUCUGAUUGCCUUGGUCGUCAGUGUCAAGUAUCGCGAGCAUCUGCCAAUAUGGGACAUUUUUUCUGAUCGCGCCGAUGAUUUCUCAAGCCUAUUCCAUCGGAUCCUGUCCAUGAGCAUUGAUCCAUCAUUGUCUACUCAGUCUCGGAUGUCAAUCGUCUCCUUCAUUAUCGGUGCCUUCCAAUCGCUUGAAAAUGUCCUGAUCCGAAAAGAAUGCGCCCCGCUCGUUUCAAUCUCGAUAUGGCACAAUCUAGCCAGCGAUGAGGCCAGGGAGCGCGUAAUCUCCAAAUCGGCAACAUUGAAGAAGGCUUGGAGGGCGGUGGGCAAGCGCUACGAUGCGGGAGAUGAUGCCGCCAAGGCGAAGAUGCGGUUCGAGCGGUCAUGGCUGUAUACCAUGUUGCUUGUUUUCUUGCAGAAGCUGAACGGCACGGAGAAAGAGCAACCGGAGAAUCUACUGUACUGCGAGCGCUUCUUGGAGUUGCUGGUAGAUCUUUUGAGCCAGCUUCCGACUCGGCGGUACGUGAACACACUGCUGAAGGACUUGAACCUUCUGCCCGUUAUCCGCCUGUCGCAGCUCUACCACAUUCCUGAAAAUGCGCUUUUCCGCGAUCUUUACAACCUUCUCAAGCAUUUCAUCUUCUUUGCAAUCGAUGAUUACUCCGGCGAGGCGCUUUCUCCCCAGGCGGUUUAUGAUCUACACUGCCAGGAGCUGGCACGACUGCAGAGAACUGCCAUGAAAUCCUUCAAGGAGAAGCUGAUGAUACUCGCACUCUCGAACCUGGGUGCUAUUGAACAGCGAUCGGAGUUGGAAGGGCAACUGUCCUCCUUGGACGAGCCAGAGCUCCAACAACUAUGCACACAGCUAGGAUUCCGGACAAGCUAUCCAAAGUCGUCGAACAUCACUCCAGGUCGACAGCUUUAUUUGGAGACCCUCUCCUCUUUCUACGAGCGAAAACUUUCUUUCCAGGAAGUCGCUGCUCAGCUCAGCAUCAUCCCAACGGAAGACAGCUUGUACGACCCCGCCUUGUUGAGAAGCGAAUCCUACGAUGGAUCGAGGCCCCUUGCAAUCCCCAAAUUGAAUCUUCAGUAUCUGAGCAUUGGGGACUUCCUUUGGCGCUCAUUCCUUCUCUACCGGUCUGAGGCUUUCUUCCAAAUUCGCAAGGAUAUCGAAUCGAUUGUGAAACGGAUGCAGCCCAAGGCAAACCGGGAUGGAAGUGUAAAAUUUGACGGCUUCUCUCGAAUGGCUAUUCCGAUCUCCAAACCUGCCAUUGUUGAAGUUGCCCCGGCCAAGGUUGGCUCUCCUAACCCGGCGUUUGUUCGGGCCGAGAUUGCCAUCGAAGUUGGUCGCCUCGCAGAGAACGUUCGCAAAGAAUGGGAUGCUCUUCGCCCCGAUGAUGCGAUCUAUCUACUAGCUGUUCAGACACCCUCUCCCGCACGAAUGGGAAUGCUGGACCAAAUGCCAGACACUCCAUGCAUGACUCACCUGCGCACAGCGCUGGUUGUGCAGGUUCUCGAUGAACAAGGCCGUCCAUUACGCCAGCCAGCCGCGGGUCAGACAAACGGAUAUCAAUCCCGGCCAAGAGUGCGCAAGCUCCUUGUCAACCUGGAUGUCGAGGCGUUCAAGACGGACAAAGACCGUCAAUCGCACGGCAAGGCGGACAUCUACCCCUCAAUCAACGUUGUGGCGCGGAGGAAGGCCAGGGAAAAUAAUUUCAAGUCUGUUCUUGAAACUAUGCAAAAGCUCAUUGUUUCAGACAUGACUCUCCCGUCUUGGCUUCAGGAUGUUUUCCUCGGAUAUGGAGACCCUGCGGGCGCACAGUAUACACAGCUGUCAAACAAACUCCAGUCUGUGGAUUUCCUGGACACCUUCCUGGACUGGCCUCAUCUUGUUGAGAGCUUCCCCGGCAGGACAAUUGAACCGUCGGGCGCUGAAACAUCCAGUUUUGGUCCUCCCUACGUCCUUGAAUGGGCUGAGGGCGAGGCAAGUGCGGCUCCUACUGCUCCGCAGAAAAAGCGCCGCCGAGAGCAAGUCGAACCGACUAAGCAAGAACCCACUCCUAUGCGUGUGUCAACGUAUAAGCCACCCAACCCGGGCCCUUACCCUGUUGAUGCCCCCAAGCUCAACAAAGUUCGCUUUACACCUGCUCAAGUAGAAGCAAUUGCAUCCGGCACGCAGCCAGGUCUGACGGUGAUCGUGGGACCACCUGGUACCGGCAAGACUGAUGUUGCAACCCAAAUCAUUAACAACCUUUACCACAACUUCCCCAACGAGCGCACACUUCUCAUCGCCCACAGCAAUCAAGCGCUCAACCAGCUCUUCGAGAAAAUUACUGCGCUUGAUAUCGACGAACGCCACCUGCUCCGUUUAGGUCACGGCGAGGAAGAGCUAGAUACCGAAUCUAACUAUAGCAAGUACGGCCGGGUCGAAUCAUUCCUUGACAAUCGAAACUAUUACCUAUCGGAAGUCAUGCGACUUGCGGCAUCAAUUCAGGUAGAAGGCGCUCAUGGAAACUCUUGCGAGACGGCAGGCUAUUUCAAUACUGUCCAUGUUCAGCCGGCGUGGGCGAAAUUCUGGGAUCAUGCCCAUUCUGAAGAAGUCUCAGGAGAGGACAUUAUCACCUCUUUCCCAUUCCAUGCGUUCUUUGCAGAUGCUCCUCAACCUCUGUUUGGCGAAGGAGCGUCUAAGGAGGCCAUUUUGGAUGUUGCCUCUGGUUGCCAAAGGCACAUCGAGCGAAUCUUUUCUGAACUAGAGGAUAUUCGGCCCUUUGAAAUUCUGCGCCAGCCACGAGAUAAAGCUAAUUAUCUACUGAUCAAGGAAGCCCGAGUGAUUGCGAUGACCUCCACGCACGCAGCAAUGCGCCGACAGGAGAUCGCGGACUUGGGCUUCCAUUACGAUAACGUGGUUAUGGAAGAAGCUGCGCAGAUUACCGAAAUAGAGAGCUUCAUUCCUACUGCACUUCAGAACAUGAAGAAUGGCGAGCUUCCUCUCAAGCGAGUUGUGUUAUGUGGCGACCACUUCCAAAACUCCCCCAUCAUCCAGAACAUUGCUUUCCGUCAAUAUGCACACUUCGAGCAGAGUCUUUUCCUGCGACUGGCGCGACUUGGUGUUCCGGUGAUCACACUGGAUAAGCAGGGUCGUUCCAGGCCGAGCAUCGCCGAGUUGUUCCGUUGGCGCUACCAUGAGCUGGGUGAUCUUGCAGCCGUGGAAACCGUGGAGGAAUUCAAGCAGGCAAAUGCUGGGUUCCAAUACGAUUACCAGUUCAUCAAUGUCCCUGACUAUCAGGGUACCGGUGAGCGGGAGCCAACGCCACACUUCAUGCAGAACUUGGGCGAGGCAGAGUAUGCUGUGGCGCUGUACCAAUACAUGCGACUCUUGGGAUACCCGGCAGCGAAAAUCUCAAUCUUGGCGACGUAUGCUGGUCAGACGGCUUUGAUUCGUGAUGUGCUGAGCCAUCGCUGCGCAAAGAACCCCCUGUUCGGAAUGCCCAAGAUUGUCACGACUGUGGAUAGAUACCAAGGAGAGCAGAAUGACUACGUCAUUCUGUCUCUAACCCGUACUCGCACUGUGGGCUACCUUCGUGAUGUUCGUCGUCUCACCGUUGCGCUAUCCCGCGCUCGUCUGGGCUUGUACAUCCUUGGUCGCCGUGAAGUGUUCGAGUCGUGCUAUGAGCUUAAGCCCGCAUUUGACCGUCUCUUGCAGCGUCCGGAUAAGCUGAUGCUUGCUCCGGGUGAGAUGUUCCCCACCACCCGAGCGCUGGACGCUCCGGUCGAGGGCUCACCCAUGGAAAGUGUUGAGCAUCUUGGUCAGUAUGUGUUCGAAAUGACCCAGGCCAAGGUCAAAGCGAUGGGCGAUGGUGAUAUGGUUGUCGAUACCACCGCAGCAAAUGGCGAAGAGCUGCCUGUCGAGGAAGACGAUGAAAUGCUUGGUGCCGACGAAGAUCAGGAUGAGGAUAUUAUUGUAUGA